Stylonychia lemnae is the source of this 3720-nucleotide messenger RNA. NCBI's taxonomy places the organism in Eukaryota, Ciliophora, Spirotrichea, Sporadotrichida, Oxytrichidae. The record is from the annotation of a GenBank genome assembly.
AUGUUUAAAAACAAAUUAGACAACACCUCGCAAGACAUUAUAAAAACUGCUAAUGUAAUCGUCAGCACAAUUCUUUUUGUUAGAGUUAUUGGAGCUGGUAUUGACUAUUAUCGAGAAGUGACCUAGAAAUCUGAGUCAAAAGAACAACUCUAAACUGAUUAUAUGUCUCUAAAUGAAAGCACUAUAGAUUUAGCCCUUGCUUUAGUUGGUAACAUCCUGAUGAUAAUCUACACUAUAUUAAUGUUUGCUGUUAAACGUUGGAGUUUCAUGCUAUAGUUUGCUCCUGAGAUUGGUAUACUUACACAGUUUAUUUCCUUUCCUUACUAUGACCUUGGGGGCGGAGCUAGUCUGAUGAUUUAGUACAUGAGUUUCCAAAUAAUUACAAUUUACAUAAUUUCUAAUUAACUGGUUUUAGUGGACUAGUUUGAUAGGAAAAAUUUACUGAAAAGGUUACCCCUCAUAAUAAUUUAUGGAAUAGCAUAAUUUUACAUAUUUCAAAGAUCUUUUAAGAGAGACCUAAUAGAUUUUUUUGGAAAUCAAACCAUUUACUUGUUACUCAUGUCAAUAAUGAUGAAUCUUCUUGUCAUAGUAUCCUCAUUUGUACUUUAAAUUAAAAGAAUGAACAGGCUACUAUAUGAAAAAGACAAGAACACUGUUCUGACAUAAGACUAUUAAAGAAUUAUUGACAAUUUUGCUGAAGGAAUUUUGAUUGCUAAUGAAUAGGGGAAAAUCUCUUACAUAAAUCAAUAAUUGAAAUCCUUUAUUGAAUAUACAGAAAACAAUGAUAGAAGUGAAACUUUGAAUAAAAAAAUAUUCAAAGCCUACUACCUUCAUGCAGAAUCACAAGAAGAAGAGAAAUGGUUGAGUCUAAUGGAUAUUAUCUAAGAUCAGAAUAUGUAAAUAGACGAGCAAGAUAGGUAUCUCUAUCGCAAUUAUUUUGAAUUAGUAGGACCUGAUAGUUAAUCAUCACAUGAAUCUGGGAAUAAUUUAAGCCAGGAAUCAUAAAACAAGGAAGAUAUGUGGUCAGUAGAGGUACAGAAAUUUAAUAUUCAAUUCAACAGACAAGAUCAGAUGCUAAUCAUCAUAAAAAAUAUAUCCUCCAUCAUCAAUUAUGAGAAGCAUAAAAAUGAUUCUAAGUAUUAACAAUUACUACUCGCAUCAGUUUCGCAUGAAAUGCUUACACCUUUGAAUUCUAUUAUUAAUCUUUCCAGUAUAAUAAGAAGAAAGUUUGAAAAUAGUCUACUAGAGAGUAGUAGGGGGAAACUUAGUCAUUAGGAUGACACAAAAAGCAUCAAACUCUUAGAAAAUGCUUCGAGCGUGACAGAAACAUUAUUUUUAAUCAAGAUUGUUCACAAUUCUGCAAUUCUAAUGCAUUACUUAAUACAAGACUUCAUAGAUCUUAAGUGCAUUCUAACUGGGAAGCUUGAAUAAAACAAUUAAAAUUUUGAUCUAUAAAGAGCGUGCUUUGAGAUUCUAGAACUUUUUGAGAUUUAAAUAAAAAGCAAAAACUUAACUUGCACCUUUGAGAUUUCCUUAGGGACUCCGUCAUCACUCUAUUUCGAUGCAAAGAAAUAUCAGCAGAUAAUAUUAAAUUUGAUAUAGAAUGCUGUUAAAUUCACAUAAUAAGGUGGUUUUGAUAUUUUCUUAGACUUUAAGAGACUAUAAAGUUGUCCAACUUAUGGUUGUGGUACUUUAAUUACUUCCAUAAAGGACACUGGAUAGGGAAUGGAUGAGGAUGCAAUGAGAAACCUUUUUUAAAUUUUUGGGAAUUUCAAAAGAGUUUCUGAUGAAGGUAUUAUCAGAUCUAACGGAGUAGGACUAGGACUUAGUAUUUGUAAGGAACUAGUUAAUUUCCUAGGGGGUCAAAUAUGUUGCGAUUCCUAAUAAGACUAAGGUUCUAAAUUUUAGUUUUCAAUAAAUAUUAUGUGCAAAUAAUGCAGAGCUGAAUUAGAGUAAUAGUCAGCAUAAAAAAGUCAUAAAUAAUAGUAAACUUAAAGCGAUGCUGAAUCUUCGCUAUUCUAAUUUAAGGGAACUAAUAUCAAAGAAGAAGCAUAUGAAAUCCAAUAGGCACUGAACGAUUCUAGAGCUGGACUGAUAUUACACAAGCAAAAGACUUUGUAACCUUAUAACAUUAGAGAGCCCAGCAAAACUCCUAAAAGCUUGAUUCCAAUACCUAACUCAUUUUAUUAGCCUAAUACUCCAAUGAGCUAAAUUGGAAAAUCUAAGUUUGCAAAUCAAAUGAAAUCAGCAUAAUGUGUAAUAUCUUAAAACCCCUAUAUGAACUAGCCUACAAACCCAACUAAGAAGAAGAUAAUAUUUGGAGAUAAGGUUCAAGAUUUAGAAUAAAUUAUAAGAAUGAAAUCUAUUAGGAAAAAUUAAAGGCCUACACCAAGCGGAAAGGUAAAUGCUUAAUUAUAAUAGAAUCUGACUCCAACAAGUUCAGUAGGAUUUGAUUAAUUAACUUAAAAUUACUAGAGUAUGAGAAUAGAUUCAAUGAAGAGAAGCCUGCAUGCUAAGAAAGAUUCUAGCUCCAUCAAAAUGCCUACAGAUAAAUAAAAAAGGACAGAUAUUUCAAGAACUUCAAAAUCUAGUUAGUUUAUGCUUUAGGUCAAGGUGAUAGAUUUCAGUGAUGCUGCUUAAUCAUCCAUUGAUAAUAGUGAAUAUCAGCAAAUAAACAAUAGUAAAAAUGAGAAGAAAAUAAGUAUGAGACAGAUAAGUAAAAGACAAUCUGAUUCAUUAGCUUAUAAAAAUUCUACAUUUGGUGUAAUUCAAACUCAAAAUGACAAUAAUUCAGUAUGCCUGUCACAAAUAUAUCCAGAUCUUUGCCACUCUAAGUCAUUUGGAAAUCAUAAACCUAGAUGUAUUGAUAAAACCGCAAAAAGUGCAAUAAUGGUAGGUAGUCACCUAAGUUAGAUCAUUCAAGAGCAAGAUUAAGAAGAUUGCUCUAGCAGUUCAAGACUUACAAUGAAUGAAUUAGGGACAGAGUUUGCUAGAAACUAAGUAUAUCAAUUCAACGAAAAUCAAAACAAUAUUAGCUUAAUCAAGGCUAAUCAGUCAUAAUAAUCGAGAGCAAUCAGGUUAUUAAAUACUAUCUAGGAGGAGCCUGCUAAUUAAAAUACUAAUAAUGACUUCGAAUUGGAAAAUAAUUAGGAAUAGUAUAAAAAAGAAUCUGAUAGCAAAUUAAAGUUGAACUAAAAUAAUGAAAUGAGUAGAAAUAACAAUCAGUCAUUCAGUAAAAAGAAUAACUCUAACAAUACUUUGAUCUAAAUUGGGAUAGACAGCAAAUAUAGUUAGCUAUUUCAACCAAAUAGCAAAGAUAUGCUUGACAGUAUUGAGAAAAAAGAUAAGAACUUAUUGAUACCUAAUCAAAAUGGUGAAUAGAUGCAAUAACAUAUUUCGCCAAGUUUCAGAGUUAAAGCAUUCGACAGAACAAAAGACAUUUCUAGCUAACUUCAUUUAUAAUCUCCAUCUCGAUAUCAGUAUUAAAAUUAGCAGUCACUUUAGUUUACACAGCUAAGUAAAUAAAAAUCACAAGAUUAACAACCACAGCAAUAGCCGUAACAAUAUUAAUUGAAACUAUCAAAAGAGUAAUUAAUCAUAGAAGACAGUUCUUCUAGUAUGGAUGUUGAAGAUAUGAUAAAGCUAGAUAAGAUGCUCCUUUCAUCUAAAAGAAUUACGCCUGAGAAAACAUGUUCUUGUGAGAGUUCGACAAAGCAAUGA